AUGUCGUCCAAGAUGAGCCUGAAAUCGGAACCACGCACAGCAAGGGAGAUGACCCGGAUACGUCCAUUGUCUAAACUGGGACAUGAACAAUAUGAAUCUGCAGUUGACAGACACUUGCAGAAGAUUCGGGACAUAAAGCGGGAAAUCGACGGUUGUAUAGAUGACAUCAAGUUAGUGAAACCCUCCAGCAAAGGUUGUAUCGAUGCCUUUCGUCAACUCUUGAGUUCAUCCUAUAGUGCGUACGUAAAACGUUCUUCAGACUUUUUGGCCUAUCUACAAGGCAUUCGUACUGCUGAAAGCUUAAAUGAAGCUGCAGCGCACCGCUGCAUAAUGGACGCUAUGAGUUUAAAGAUAGAAGCUGCAAAAACCAAUUUAGACGAACUCUGUAACGCAAGUGACUCGAAGACUUAUCGACAGAAAGACGAACAGUACUCAUCAAAGUCACGAACAGCAGAAUCUACAUCCUCCAGGCAGAUUCAUAGGAAACAUAGCCCCAGCAGAUCAAGAUCAGAGAAAUCUAGUGAAAUUUCAUCAGAACUUACUAAGUAUAGCUUAAGCGGAAGUUCGAGUACAUAUCUCCAAAGAGUGGAGGCAAAGCUGAAUGCUUCCCGGGCAAAAUUGAAAUAUGUCGCAAAGGAGGUUAUUAUUCUGAAGGAAAGGGCAGCAUUAGACGCGCAGCUUAAGUUAGUCAAAGCUGAAUGUGAGAUUGAGAUGAGGGAAAAAGAAAUCGAAGCCAUGAGAGAGACAUUCAAGCUAGACACAGAAGAUCCCGAGAUGUCUUCAACGAGAAGAUCGCGCACGGUGGAAUAUGUGCAGAGUCUCCCUAUCCCUCAGCUCACGAAUGAGCCACAGAAUGACACCCCUCCAGAAGUGGUCCAGAAAGUUUUUGCUCAAGAGACAGUAAAAGUAAACAACUCCAGUAAUGAUCAUGGCAAAGGAACUCACCUUGACCCAGAUGCCCCUUCUUUCACCCCCAGUAGACUUCCCCCUCACAGAGCUCAGAUGAUCACAUCAUCCCCUGUGCAUGCUCAUGAUUCUGACAAUAGACACAAUACAUGUGUAGUUGAAGAUCAUGUUUGUGACUCACCGGUGACAAACGCAUCUAACCAGAUGACGGAAUUUACCAAAUUUUUAGUGAAAAAGGAUUUACUUUUGUCAAGACUUACAAGGUAUGAUGACAACCCAAUGCUGUAUGUUUCUUGGAAAUUAAACUUCAAAGGGAUCAUGAAGGAGUUGGAUGCGACAGCAACUGAAGAACUUGACCUCUUAGUUAGAUGGUUGGGACCCGCAUCAUCCAGACAAGCCAACACCAUUCGUGCGUGCAAUGCUGACAAUUCAGCUCUAGCAGUCCAGAAAAUAUGGGAGAGGCUCGAGGAGAGGUUUGGUUCACCCGAGAUGUUGGAAAGAAGUCUGAAGGAGCGUAUUACAUCUUUUCCUAGAAUUGCCGCCAAUGACAACAGACGUCUAUUCGACUUAGCUGACCUAGUCAGUGAGAUAGCAUCUGUGAAGGAGCAACCACAAUACCGUGUUCUCUUUGGUUAUUUCGAUUCCUCCACCGGGAUUAACCCGAUCGUAUCAAAGCUACCAUGGAACCUACAGGAGAAGUGGGUAACAGAAGCUAGUAGAUUCAAGAGACAACAGGGAAGCACCUUCCCACCCUUUUCAGUUUUUGUCAAGUUUGUACAAGACAUGGCCAAGACUCGGAAUGACCCAAGUUUCCAGUUCGACCGCACAGAAAGAACAAGUCCAAGUUCAAGUGUACCAAAGAAAACAUCAACUGUGGUGGUUAAGAAGACAGACACUAUGAGUAACGCUACUAAUCAAGACAAUUCACAACUGUGUCCUUUACACCAGACAAAGCAUUUACUCAAUGAAUGUUCUGCCUUCCGCCGAAAGCCACUUGAAGAGCGCAAGAAGUUUAUACUUACCAAUGGUAUAUGUUUCAAGUGCUGCGGACCUAAGAAACACAGAGCCAUGAACUGUAAGACAAAUGUGAAAUGUGACAUCUGUAAAAAACCUUCUCAUCCGAGUGCGCUUCAUGUGGAUGUGGAUCGCCACGUAGGGGAGCCCUCACAAGAAGGAACAGUGAAGAAUGCCUGCACUCAAGUUUGUGGAAAACCAAGGGGCACCAGCAGAUCCUGCGCUAAGAUUAUACCAGUCAGGGUAUAUCUCAAGGAUGAUCCACAGGAGUGUCGCGUUGUGUAUGCUCUCAUAGAUGACCAGAGCAGUCAUUCGUUAGCAACAACACCAUUCUUUGACUUCUUUUCACCUGGAAGUUCAAAACACCAGUACGUAUUGUCUUCAUGCGCUGGAAGACUUACUACUUCAGGAAGGCGGGGUCAUGGUUACGUGAUCGAGUCAUUGGAUUUGACAUGCAAGUUGGAGUUACCAAGUGUCAUUGAGUGCAAUGACAUACCAAAUAACAGAGACGAAAUACCGUUUCCUGCUGUUGCACAGCAGUACCCUCACCUUCAAGAAAUUGCUGCAUUCAUACCUACCGUGAUGGAUGACGUUGAGAUCGAACUUCUUAUAGGACGAGAUGUUGUCUCGGCACACCAUGUUCUGGAUCAGAAACUUGGUGAGAAUAACCUUCCAAUAGCUCAAAGGCUCUCACUUGGUUGGGUCAUAAUUGGACAAGUUUGUAUGGGAAAUCUGCACCAUGCAAGUGUUGUUAAUGUGAAUAAGACAUUCAUACUACAGAAUGGUAGACCAUCUAUGUUCGAACCAUGCGAUAGCAAAUUCCAUAUUGCUGACAACCCAUUUGUGAAAACGGAACAUGACGAGAAAACAGGAUUUUCUGUUGAGGACAAAGCCUUUCUUCAUGUGAUGGAAUCCGGCAUGAAAAAAGAGGAGGAUGGGCAUUGGUCAGCACCACUUCCCUUUCGUCAGGAUAGACCAGUUCUACCUAACAACAAGGCACAAGCCCUGAGACGUGCAAAGUCAUUUGAUUCCAGUCUCCUACGUGACACAUUGAAACGUCAACAUGUACUGGAAUUUAUGGAAAAAAUCUUCAAGCAUGGACAUGCUGAGAAGGCACCAGCCAUCCCCCAAGGACAAGAGUGUUGGUACCUCCCCAUAUUUGGGGUGUACCACCCUAAGAAACCUAACUCCAUAAGAGUAGUCUUUGAUUCCUCGGCUCGUCAUGAAGGGAUAUCAUUGAAUGACGUACUGAUGAAGGGGCCAGACCUUUCGAACAGUUUACAAGGGAUUCUCCUUCGUUUCCGCCAAAAUGCAGUUGCCAUAACAGCAGAUGUGGAACAAAUGUUUCACAAUUUCCGAGUUGACGAGCCAGAUCGCAACUACUUACGUUUCUUAUGGCACCAGGAGAACAACUUUGAGAAGCCCUUAGAUGAGUUUAGGAUGAGAGUGCAUGUUUUUGGGAAUUCUCCAUCCCCUUCAGUGGCCACAUAUGGUUUACGUCAAUCCGUCGUUGAUGCUGAGCCAGAUGUAAAGAACUUUGUGUAUCAUGACUUCUAUGUGGAUGAUGGACUCACAAGCUGUGACACUGAGGAGAAGGCAGUAAGUCUGAUGAAGCAGACCCAGAAAGCACUCAUGGAUGGAGGUAUGUUGCGGCUCCAUAAGAUAGCGUCCAAUUCCAAGUCAGUUCUUAGCCAGUUUGACCAGGAUGACCUUGCUAAGGACUUGAAGAGCAUGGAUUUUGGUUCGGAAGUUAUGCCAGUGCAAAGGACUCUUGGCGUUGUGUGGGAUAUCGAGUCUGAUAAGAUCACAUUCCAAGUUUCAAAGGAACCAAAACCCUACACUCGUAGAGGAGUACUCUCAACAAUAAACAGUCUAUUCGACCCUCUGGGUUUUGUAUCACCUGUCACACUCAGAGGUAAAUUACUACUUCGUGAAAUGAUGUCGUCUCCAGGCCCUACCAACUGGGACGAACCACUUCCAGAAUCUUUUCACAAGCAAUGGGAGCACUGGGUGAAGUCGCUGCAUCAUUUGGAAGAGGUUCAAGUUCCGAGGAUGUAUGGGAGACUCUCAUUGUCCCAGGUUCCUAGUAUUGAAGUCCACAUAUUCUGUGAUGCUUCUAAGGAUGCUAUUGCUGCUGUGGCGUACAUCAAGACCAAAGGAGAAACUUCAUCAGAUGUAGGAUUCUUGCUUGGAAAAGCAAAGGUAGCACCCAGUCAUGGCCAUACUAUACCACGUUUAGAGUUGUGUGCUGCCGUGGUUGCUGUUGAGUUGGCUGAAGUGUCUAAGGAACAACUGGAUCUCAAGAAAGAAGAUUUCCAUUUCUACUCGGAUAGCCGUGUGGUGCUCGGAUACAUAUCAGCAGAAACUAGAAGAUUUCAUGUAUAUGUAGCCAACAGAGUCAGUCGCGUCAGAUCGUUCUGUGGACCAGAACAGUGGAAUCAUGUACCUACUGAGGAGAAUCCUGCAGAUGUCGCCACCCGCAAGUUUACAACUUCGGAUCUCUCGGGCAGCAUGUGGUUAAGAGGACCAGAAUUUUUACGGAGUGUCAAGGGUGAUGAUGUGAAUGAACACUUUCCCCUUAUUGAUGCUGAGAGUGAUAAAGAGAUAAAGAAAGAGAUAUCGAUUGCUAAGACAGAGCUUGAACUGGAACCAGUAUUGGGUUCAAAACGCUUUUCACGUUUUUCAACAUGGAAAAGUUUAGUGAGAGCCAUAAUGACUUUGAAGAUGUUUACCAGAAAAACAAGCGCCUCGCAGGCCAGUGAUUAUACAGACUUGCUAGAGUCUACAGAAAAACUCAUUAUCAAGGAAGCGCAAUUAGAAGCAUAUGGUGCAGAAAUCAAGGCCAUCAGGAAUAACAGUGAUCCCCCAAAGAACAGUCCCUUAUUACCUCUGAACCCCAUUUUGGAUGAUGAUGGUCUCCUUCGUGUCGGCGGACGCAUCUGUCGUAGGAAAGUCAAGCCGGAUGGUGGUCAGCAUUCAGCCCAUCCCAUUAUAAUACCAAAGAACCAUCAUGUUGCUGUUCUGAUAAUACGACAUUAUCACUCUAGAAUACAUCACCAAGGCAGGCACAUGACGGAAGGGGCUAUACGCUCUGCUGGAUAUUGGAUCAUCAACGGAAAGCGCAUGAUUUCAUCCGAGAUCCACCACUGCGUCACUUGUAGAAAACUUCGUGGGAAGUUUGGAUGGGUUAAGAUGUCAGACUUACCUGAGGACCGACUGCAAGAAGCUCCGCCAUUCACAUUUGUUGGUUUAGACGUCUUCGGACCCUGGUCAGUUGUUACGAGGAAAACACGGGGCGGUUCAGCAAACUCUAAGAGAUGGGGUGUGUUAUUUACCUGUUUAGUGUCUCGUGGAAUUCAUGUGGAACUUGUAGAGGAGAUCAGUUCGGCCUCAUUCAUUAACUGCAUGCGAAGAUUCAUAGCUUUACGAGGUCCAGUCCAACAGAUUCGCUCUGAUCGAGGGACAAAUUUUAUAGGGGCUGUGAAAGAGCUUAACAUUGAAGCAGAGUUUGUCGAAACUGGGCCAGUUAAGGAUUACCUGACUGAAAGUAAGAUAUCAUGGGUGUUCAAUCCUCCCCAUGCCUCCCACUUUGGGGGCGUAUGGGAACGCAUGAUUGGCUGA
Messenger RNA from Saccostrea cuccullata (small rock oyster), 5541 nucleotides. RefSeq lists its product as uncharacterized. NCBI's taxonomy places the organism in Eukaryota, Metazoa, Mollusca, Bivalvia, Ostreida, Ostreidae. Gene Ontology annotation, biological process: DNA integration. The record is from RefSeq and is a predicted model, not a curated record. Bases 1 to 5541 code for a protein of 1846 amino acids. The transcript is spliced from 2 exons. Gene Ontology annotation, molecular function: nucleic acid binding.